AUGAAAAGGUGGAAAGAUUAUGAAGAGAAUUAUGCGAGGUGGAAAGAUUAUGAGAGAUUAUUAUUAGAAGAGGAUUAUGAGAGGUGGAAAGAUUAUGAAGAGGUUCAUAUAGUGAUUAUGAAGAGGUGGAAAAAAAUCAAAUCCUACGACACAGUAAUUAAAGAUCAAAAUGUUUUUCUUUUAGAUGGUUCUGGUGGUGGAAUGCAAAGUAUAUCUCCUUACUUGAAUGUUGAUCCAGCUUACUUAAAUCAAGGAGGACCAGAAUGGAUAUUUCCCGAAGGUGCAUCACGGACUCGGGGUAGAUUUGAGCUUGCGUUUUCUCAGAUUGGUGGGGCUGUCAUGACAGGUGCAUUUUUUGGUGGUAUCCAAGGGUUUUAUGGAGGCUGGAAACAAAUGAGUUCAGUAGAACAAAAAGCUAGUGUUAGGAGAACUCAAUUACUAAAUCAUAUAACAAAACGUGGAGCUGGUACUGCAAAUACCCUUGGUGUAAUAGCUGUUAUGUAUAGUGGCUUUGGUGUCGUACUUUCAUGGAUCCGAGGAGUUGACGAUGAAGUCAAUACCAUUGCUGCAGGUACAGCGACUGGUUUACUGUACAAAUCUUCAGCUGGUUUAAGGAAAUGUGGAAUAGGAGGAGCUCUAGGUCUAGGAAUGGCUUCAGCAUAUUGUUUAUGGACUAGUAAAGAUAGAAUAAAGCAAAUGUUUCACAUAGCAUAAAUAAAAACCUCCAUAAAGGAAUGUUGACAUCUUCAAGCGAUAAUUCAUCAGACUGUAGGGUUACUCUGUACAUUUAGACUCGAUUUAUAGCAGAAUUUUAAAACAUGUUACUUCACAUUCAAUUUUCAGUUCCAUGUCAAGUGGAGUUUAUAUCUUUUGCUUUCUCAAGUGUGAGGUGCAUUUGUUUACAAACAUAAUUCAAAUAAUUUGUUUUCUCAAAAUUAUUUGAUUUUUGAUGCUUUCUUUCUUGUAUAUUUGCAUUGUAGAAUUUCUGGAAUAAUAAUUUAGAUAAAUAUGUUUUAUUUAUAUUAUUUGUAAAUUUGUCUUCUGAAGUGUUGCUCAUGCAGUCAAAUGAAUGGAAUCAGUGAAUUUGUUUAAUUAUUGCAAAUGCAUUAUGGUUAUCUUCUGUGGGAAGGAUGCUUUCUGGAGGACUUUCUAAGGAAGACUGGCCCAUAUUUGUACAUAUGAGGAAAAUAUCACAUAAAUAGCCAUUUAAAUGUUUGGUAAACAACUGCAGCUUCAACCAUUCAAUCACUUGCUGGCAGAUGAAGGAAAAGAAAUGCUAAGAAAUUUUCAUUUCUUUUCUUUCAUUUGCGAAUCAUUUUACAAUUGAGGUAUAAAUGUAAUUAUAAAAAUAUUCAUAAUUUUUUACUUGCCAUAAUUUAGGAAGCAUAAAACAAACCACAUGACUUUGCAUUCAUUGUAUAAAAUAUUUAUUGAAAUAAAGCGAUUUGUGAGAAACUAUAGAGGCUGUAUGUAAAUAUAUUGAUCCUAGCCAGUUUUAAUAAGAUUAAAUCUUUCUUCUAGUAAAAUUAUAAUUCACUUCAUUUAUGUCAAUUAUUUUACUUAACAUGAAAUAUGUUUUUUCUUUAUCAUGAAUAAAAAUAUGUAAUAAAAAAUGAAAACAUUAUUAAAAUUUUAGAACACCUA
This is a messenger RNA of Stegodyphus dumicola, 1644 nucleotides long. It is a transcript of the gene Tim23, whose product is annotated as translocase of inner mitochondrial membrane 23. Gene Ontology annotation, molecular function: transmembrane protein transporter activity. Gene Ontology annotation, biological process: protein import into mitochondrial matrix. Gene Ontology annotation, cellular component: TIM23 mitochondrial import inner membrane translocase complex. The record is from RefSeq and is a predicted model, not a curated record. NCBI's taxonomy places the organism in Eukaryota, Metazoa, Arthropoda, Arachnida, Araneae, Eresidae.